Argiope bruennichi is the source of this 1495-nucleotide messenger RNA. RefSeq lists its product as uncharacterized. NCBI's taxonomy places the organism in Eukaryota, Metazoa, Arthropoda, Arachnida, Araneae, Araneidae. The coding region runs from base 339 to 1457 and encodes 372 amino acids. The record is from RefSeq and is a predicted model, not a curated record. The transcript is spliced from 10 exons.
CUGAAUCAGAAAGGGGAGACCUCGACUGCCUUAGGAUUGAGACAGACUCCUGUUAAUCUGAAGAAGAUGAUUCAAUCUGUCAUCUCAUCUGAUAUUGCCUGGAUACUUGGUUAGUCGAGAAAAUUUGAACGAAAAGGGAGGGAUUUUAGAAGACUUGCUAUGCAAGAAUCGACUAAUUCCAAAACGCUAUGGAGGCUGAUUUCCGUAAUUAUCUACUGGUGCUUUACGCCUGUACGGGACUUUUACAAAUGAUCGUUGUUUCUUUCAUUACUGAAUGUAUAGAGAUCUACCACAAGAUGCUCUCUGUAUGAGGAACCUGACCAGAUGCAAGUUACUUCAUGAAUUUGUUCCUGUACAGUUCAGAAAGUUUCUUCAGCAAAUACAGUCCGGAAGAUCCCAAGGAAUCGAAUUUAACACGAGAAUUGAUUUUCAAAGAAGCUGAUGUUGUAGCGUGCCCAUCGAUAGAUGUGACCCUUCCUAUAAAGGCCAUUAUUCCAAAAGACAAAAUUCACUGUAAUGAAUUCAGAAACAAUUGCAAAAAAAUGUGCUUCGAAAUAGUAUCAGAGGAAGAAACUACAAUAGCAACAUUGCAAGAGUGUCUUCAGUAUACAUUUACAGUUAAAAUGGCCCCUUCAUGGAACAUUGUAGAAAAACUUUUAGUAAGAGGUUCUGAUUUCUUGAUUUCUGAGGGCCCCUUGAAUGGUGUGAGAAUGGAAAUUUUUGUAACUCAUCGAGAAAUCAGCCUCUGCCUUCAACCUACCUGCGUAAAACUUCCCAUGGUGAAGAUCAAACAAUAUAUAAAACUUGAACAAAUGACAUCUUCUUUCAUGCAUUUAGAAGAGAAGUGCUAUGUUUUACCAAGCAUGAAGCAAGGAAUGAUAACUGCAGUGUCAAAAAUUCCCCAAAUUACAAAAAGCUUCAAUAACUAUUCUGAGAUACAGAAAUAUUGGAAAGAUAUGGAUAUGAAGCCAAGAGUUGGAACAACAUAUGUUAUGAAGACAAAUGUACCUUAUAGGAAAGAGUUGCCUAUUGCUUCAACUCCAAUUGGUGAAGUAAAAGGAUCUGAUAAGAAAACAUCACAUGAUAACGAUGCCUUUAAUAGAUCUGUGCAAAAUCAAUCACAUGUACAAAACAAUAUAUUCUCAAGCACUGCACAAAGUCAAAAUUUUAAACAUACUGAUAUAGAUGAUUCUUCCUUAUUAGACACUAAUGAAAAGAAAAACAAAUAUGCUUCAAAAAAACUUUUAUUGCAUUCUAAUAUUCUUCAAUCUCCUGCUAAAGAUGUGUCAGAAAAAAAGUAUGCUCCAUACUUUAUUCCAAUUCGACCUAAGACUGAAACUCAAUGUGCAAAGUUACCAAGUCCAACUUGCCAUUUUCCGCUUAAAUUUAACCUAUUAAAGUCAGCUAUUAACUCCUCAAAGUUAUCAACAAGAUUUUCGAAAACAAUUACAAAAUAAAAAAAAACGUGUUAAAACGAAAAUUAAUUCAAAUUAAA